Messenger RNA from Oryctolagus cuniculus (rabbit), 1246 nucleotides. It is a transcript of the gene TMCO5A, whose product is annotated as transmembrane and coiled-coil domains 5A. The record is from RefSeq and is a predicted model, not a curated record. NCBI's taxonomy places the organism in Eukaryota, Metazoa, Chordata, Mammalia, Lagomorpha, Leporidae.
GCAGAAUCAUGACCACCUGGAGGUUCUGAGAUUCCAUUGGAUAGUUCCAGUGGAGAAAGACUAGACUCUUCAGAAGCUAACUGACUAGGGCAGGAUCAGGAAGACACUACACACCAGAAGGGAGGGAAUCCACGAUGGAAGAAUGCACUGAAGAUCAGCUAGACUUUGAGUCAGAGAAAAUGGAAAUCUUAAGAUUGGCCCAGUCAAAGAAGAACAUUAUCAGUUUGAACAUGGACCUUGAAAAGGAUAUGCAGAGAAUAGAUGAAGCAAAUCAGGAACUGCUUCUCAAAAUCCAUGAGAAAGAAAGUGAGGUUCAGAGUUCUGAAACUGCCAAUCAUGAGUCCUCACGGAGCAUGCUUGUGUCAUCCAGGCUGGAAAAUGAGAUCACCCAGACUGGAGACUCGGCAGAAGAUGAGGAGUGGGAGAAGGAGAACUGCACCACGAUGGAAAGGGAAACAGCCUUGCAGGAGCUGGAAGAAGAAACAGCCAGACUGGAAAGGAAGAAUGAGACUCUGGUCCACAGCAUAACAGAACUUCAAAGAAAGCUUACAAGGAAAUCUCAGAAGAUAACCAAGAGUGAACAAAGCAAUCUAGAUGGAACCCCUGAAGAGUCAAAGGUUAAGUUACAACAACUGGAAGCUUCCUGUGCAGACCAAGAGAAGGACCUGGUCAAGGUAAUGGAGGACUAUGCAUUUGUGGCCCAGCUCUGUGAAGACCAAUCCCUCUGCAUAAAGAAGUACCAAGAAACUCUGAGGAAAAUAGAAGAAGAACUAGAGACUCGGUUCCUUGAGAGAGAAGUAUCAAAAGUCUUGAGCAUGAACUCUGCAAGAAAAGAAUGUAGCAGCCAAAGUAAUGAGUGCAAUUCUAUCAGAAAGAAGGCAACAGAGUUUUGUAAAAGAAUUUUUCGCUACGUCUUUUUCACGACCCUAUUUUUCAUCAGACUGCUGGGCUACGUGUUUUUCCACUUAAGUUUUAUAAAUCCAGAUCUCCUUGUCGACAUCCUGCCCAAGAUCCUGAGCAGGGGCAUCCUGUGGAAGCUGCGCUGCUUCCUCUUCCCAUCCCUCACGCUUGAGACAGAGGACAUGCUGCCUCACUGAGCCGACAGACAUCCGCGAGCGACAGGCCAGUGCGGAUGGGAGAUGGCGACUCCUGUGGAGUGAAGAGGUUGCCCUCAGCCUUCCCCUCUACCUUCCUUCUCCAUGUCGCCUUUCCAAGACUAACCUUGCCCAGUAAAGAGUUCUGUCAA